This is a messenger RNA of Dentiscutata heterogama, 211 nucleotides long. The record is from the annotation of a GenBank genome assembly. Lineage: Eukaryota; Fungi; Glomeromycota; Glomeromycetes; Diversisporales; Gigasporaceae.
AUGUUGGCGGAUAAAAAAGUCAUAGAUUGGAAACUUGGAUAUGCUAUGACUAUUCAUACUAUUGGUUGUGUAGAAUAUUUAAACCAACUCAUUUGGGUUGAAGCACCUCCAUUACCUCCUGAAAUUGCCCAAAAGAUUGAAGAGACAAAAAAAAAAGAUAUUGACUAUAUCCUCACAUUAAAAUGUAUUCAAGAAGACAAAUGCGCAUCAU